AUGGUCAAGCUCGCCGCCGUCGAAGCCGCUCCGGUAUUCUUGAACAAGAGCGCCACGACCAAAAAGGUAUGCGACCUAAUCCUCGAGGCCGGCUCCGAAGGCGCGGAUGUCAUUGGGUUCCCCGAAUGCUUUCUAUCGGGAUACCCCGGCUGGCAUGCGCUGAUCUCUCCGACCAACCCCCUCGUGCAAUCGCUCUACCUGAGGCUCUUCGAGUCCGCCGUCGAGGUCCCCGGCCCGGAGGUCGACGCCAUAUCGGAAGCGUGCAAGAAGGCCAACGUUUACGCCGUCGUGGGCGUCAACGAACGCCGCGCCGACACCACGGGCACGCUGUUCAACACGCAGCUCAUCUUCGGACGCGACGGGGCCCUCCUCCACAAGCACCAAAAGUACAUCCCCACGGUUGGAGAGCGGCUGAUCCACGCGCCCGGCCACACCGGCAGCAAGGCGUCGGCAAGGACGGACUUUGGCGCCGUGAGCGGCUUGAUCUGCGGCGAGAACGGAAACCCGCUUGCGCAGUACUCGCUGGGGCUGGAUUACCCCUCCGUGCAUGUGGCGUCCUGGCCGCACUUCUUCGGCAUCGACCACGACAUGAGCGACGCGAUUCAGGUUGCAGGAAAGGCCGUCGCCUUCUCGGUGGGCGCGUUCGUCAUCAACUCGGCAGGUCUUGUGGGAGACGAGGAGCUGGAAGCAUACGGGACCGAGGGCGAGGUCCGGGACUUUCUGCUGGGCGAGAGAAGGAAACGGAGGGCUACAAUCUACGGGCCGGGCGGCUUCGUCGUUGCUGGCCCGCUCGAGGAGGGUUCGGACAAGGAGAUUCUGUAUGCCGAUGUCGACCUGCAGGUUGUCAAGGCGGUCAAGUUCCCAUUCGACUAUGCCGGGCAUUACCAAAGGCCGGCGAUUUUUGCUCAUCACUUCAAGGAGUACCUGGACAGUCCUGAACUGUAA
Molecule: messenger RNA, 945 nt
Organism: Colletotrichum higginsianum IMI 349063
Lineage: Eukaryota; Fungi; Ascomycota; Sordariomycetes; Glomerellales; Glomerellaceae
Product: Nitrilase/cyanide hydratase and apolipoprotein N-acyltransferase
Exons: 1
Coding region: 1-945 (314 amino acids)
Molecular function (GO): catalytic activity
Source: RefSeq, a predicted model, not a curated record